CUGGCUCAGCCUCAUUGUCAUUGGACGAACGGUUGCCUGGUAACCGCGCUCUUGUAGUCUGCGAGUAGCCAUUAAAGAUUCUCGCCAGAAGAGCAGAUCGACAGAUGGGUUUGGAGUGACUGGGAAACAGAUGUGCAAAGAGGCUUUUAUGCCGAGGCUGACAGGAAAUAAAAGAUAGAAUUGUUUUGAAGCAAUAGGAAUUUGUUUUAAAGUGAAAAUGGCUUCCGCUUAUAAUAAUAUUUCCGAUGUUUUCGGUAGUUUAGUUUUCUUGAUGCGACUAUGUGGAAUUGACAUCAGCAACAAUCUUGCUUCCUCUGUUAACAAGAUAAGAGACACUACUGGAGUCCAGUCAUCACACAGCACGACUUUGUUAGUGAGUGGUCCAGCAUCCUCCAUCGACACACAGACGCCUUCACAAGGCAUCCCCACCCACGGUUUUCAGAGACACGGGUUUAAAAAAUAUUUCUUUCGUGUUUCUGGAUUUCUGGUGGUGGCAGUGACAUGGGCCAGCCUUCUGCAGACUGUCCUUUCCUUUUGGCUGGACAGCAGGACGGAGGAGGGAAUCUUUGUCCUGCGGAUCACCAGCACGCUUUGGUUGUUGCAGUGCGCAGCCAACGGAACCGUUCUCUACAGGAUCGGGUUUUCCGGUUGGUUGAGCACACUUUGUGAAAGCCUGGAAGACUUUCAUCUAGCAGCCAUGGCUUUGAACGUCUGCGAUGACAAGACCAUACCUCGGUUAUAUCAGAGCAUUCGUCGCAACAUCCGGGCUUUUGUGAUUUCGCAAGGUCUCUUAGCAGCGUUGUUUUUCUUCUCUUACUAUUUGUGUCUGAAGUGAAGUACAUGUUUGACAAAAUGGCAUUCCCCUUUAUUCCUAGCUCCAGCUCAUGGGUGUUGUGUCCUCUGCUCUUAACGAUCAACAAUACUUGCUGGAUCCUUGGCUAUGAGCUAGUCUGCAUCCUGACCAUCACACUCAGACAUCUCUUCCACCAGCUGGCAGUCGGCAUCGCCGAUCAUCGCCUUCACAACGAGAGGUUUGUCAGUCGUCUGGGGGACUACUCCAACCUGUACGUUGAUUUGUCCCGUGUCACCUGCUUGGUAGACAGGUAUCUCCGGGUCAUCAUGGCCGUGGCUGUCUUCAUCAACUCCGUCAUUGCCGUUUUCGUCAACUACAUAAUUCUCAAGCUAAACUUAAAGGUCUGGGUGAUCUGCGUUGUGUCUGCGUGGUUUUCAGUUUGUGCCAUUGUUUUUCUUGCGACUUCAGUCCUUUGCAGCAGAGUUGAGAGCAAGGCCAAGGCACCGCUACAAACACUGCUUCGUGUCCAGUCAGCAAGCAAGAACCCACAGCACGCUGCAGAGCUGAACCUGUUCAUUCAGACUAUCAUUCACGGUAAUGUGGGCAUCAGUGUUAUGGACCUGUUCGUCAUCACCAAGGGCACCAUCCUCACGAUUGUCAGCGUGGUGGUGUCAUAUUUUUUCGUCAUUAUCCAGCUGAACAUCUAAUCAACAUCCAGCUCGACAUCUGGUCAUCAUCCAGGUGAAUAUCCAGCCAUCGUACAGCUGAGCACCUGGCGCUAAUCUCACCCCACAACCUACAACCGGACUGUUUAGUGUCCUGCACACGUGCCUGAGACCUGGCUCAGCAGACGAGGCCAACAGACAGGCAUCAGAAGGCGUCAGACAGGCGUCAAGCAGGUGUCAGAGAGGCAUCAUACAGGUGUCAGA
Pomacea canaliculata is the source of this 1722-nucleotide messenger RNA. RefSeq lists its product as uncharacterized. Lineage: Eukaryota; Metazoa; Mollusca; Gastropoda; Architaenioglossa; Ampullariidae. The record is from RefSeq and is a predicted model, not a curated record. Gene Ontology annotation, biological process: sensory perception of taste. The transcript has 4 exons. Gene Ontology annotation, cellular component: membrane. The coding region runs from base 841 to 1500 and encodes 219 amino acids.